Messenger RNA from Aphidius gifuensis, 3866 nucleotides. It is a transcript of the gene Trpgamma, whose product is annotated as transient receptor potential-gamma protein. The transcript is spliced from 18 exons. The record is from RefSeq and is a predicted model, not a curated record. Gene Ontology annotation, biological process: regulation of cytosolic calcium ion concentration; manganese ion transport; calcium ion transmembrane transport. Gene Ontology annotation, cellular component: membrane; cation channel complex. Bases 87 to 3695 code for a protein of 1202 amino acids. Gene Ontology annotation, molecular function: store-operated calcium channel activity; inositol 1,4,5 trisphosphate binding; protein binding. NCBI's taxonomy places the organism in Eukaryota, Metazoa, Arthropoda, Insecta, Hymenoptera, Braconidae.
AAAAUCAUAGGAUAUCGGUGAGUACAGAAAGUGCGGGUGAAGAUGAGGAAAGUAUUGGGGGUGAUGAUUUUGCCACAAGAAUUGCUAUGACAACAAAAAUGCUUGGUCUACAUGCUGGUGGUAGUCCAACACCUGGUGGUGGUUAUCAUCGUGGUAACAUGGGUCAUCAUCAUAAUCAACAUGUUAGUUUUGAUCCUGAAACAGCAUUACAUACGCCAACAACAAAUUUAUUAGAUAAACCAGAUGUUGAUAAAAAAGUCAAGAGGCAAAGUAUUCAUGGUAUGAUGGAAGAAGCAAAUGUUGUACGACCACAUCAAGAAAUAGCAAGUCUUUCUUUGUCUGAAAAACGUUAUUUACUUGCUGUUGAAAGAGGUGAUGUUGCCUCAGUAAGAAGAAUGCUAGCAGAAACCGAAAAAUCGAUAAAUAUGAAUUGCGUUGAUCCACUUGGUAGAUCAGCAUUGUUAAUGGCAAUUGACAAUGAAAAUCUUGAAAUGGUUGAUUUAUUAAUUCAAUAUAAAGUUGAUACAAAAGAUGCAUUAUUACAUGCAAUAUCUGAGGAAUUUGUUGAAGCUGUUGAAUUAUUACUUGAACAUGAAGAAACUUUACAUCGUCAUGGCGAGCCACACGUAAGCAGCUCGGCUGUGUCAUCGUCCGCUUGUCAUACCAGUUGGGAAGCAUUGCAUCCUGAUACAGCAACAUUUACACCAGAUAUAACACCAUUAAUAUUAUCAGCACAUCGUGAUAAUUAUGAAAUAAUAAAAAUUUUAUUAGAUCGUGGUUCUGUAUUGCCAAUGCCACAUGAUGUAAGAUGUGGCUGUGACGAGUGUGUAACUUCAAGACUUGAAGAUUCCUUGAGGCAUUCACGUAGUCGUAUCAAUGCAUAUCGUGCACUUGCCUCACCAUCAUUAAUAGCACUGUCUUCCAAAGAUCCAAUAUUAACAGCAUUUGAAUUAUCAUGGGAACUACGUAGACUAUCAUUUCUCGAGCAUGAAUUUAAAUGUGAAUAUCAGGAAUUAAGACGUAAAUGUCAAGAUUUUGCAACAGCAUUAUUGGAUCAUACAAGAAGUUCUUAUGAACUUGAAGUAUUGCUUAAUCAUGAUCCUACUGGUCCUGCAUUUGAGCAUGGUGAUAGAAUGCAUCUCAAUCGUCUUAAAUUAGCUGUUAAAUUACGUCAAAAAAAGUUUGUUGCACAUCCAAAUGUACAACAAUUAUUAGCAUCAAUAUGGUACGAAGGUCUUCCUGGUUUUCGUCGUAGAAAUAUGGUCCUCCAAGCAAUGGAAAUUGUUAAAAUUGGUAUAUCAUUUCCAUUGUUAUCAUUUGCAUAUAUUAUUGCUCCACAUAGUAGAUUUGGUCAGAUAAUGAGAAAACCAUUUAUUAAAUUUAUUUGUCAUUCAGCUUCGUAUUUUACAUUUUUAUUCAUGUUAAUUUUGGCAAGUCAAAGAAUUGAAAGUGUCAUUGGUUUAUGGACCGGUCAAGAUAUUGAUAGUCAUGAUCCACCAAGUAAAAGAGGUGCAGCACCAACUCUUGUUGAAUGGCUAAUUCUUGCUUGGGUAUCAGGUUUAAUAUGGUCAGAAGUUAAACAAUUAUGGGACGUUGGACUUGAGGAAUAUAUAAAUGAUAUGUGGAAUGUUAUUGAUUUUGUGACAAUGUCACUUUACGUUGCAACAUUUGCAUUACGUAUUGUUGCUUAUUUUCGUGUACUCAAAGAAAAUGAAGGACAAGCACCUGGUACAAUAAUUGAAUUACAAAGAGAACAAUGGGAUACUUGGGAUCCAAUGUUAAUAUCUGAGGGUCUUUUUUCAGCUGCAAAUAUAUUUAGCUCCCUCAAACUUGUUUAUAUAUUUUCCGUUAAUCCGCACUUGGGUCCUCUUCAAGUAUCACUAUCAAGAAUGGUUAUGGAUAUUAUGAAAUUUUUUUUUCUAUUUGUACUUGUACUUUUUGCAUUCUCCUGUGGAUUAAAUCAGCUGUUGUGGUAUUACGCUGAUAUGGAAAAGAAAAGAUGUCCAUCAGCAAAUAAUCCAAGCUCGGGAAAUAAUAGUGCAACAAUGGAUUCAAAUGCUUGUAUUGUUUGGCGAAGAUUUGCAAAUUUAUUUGAAACAAUACAAACAUUAUUUUGGGCAGUGUUUGGUCUUGUUGAUCUUGAAAGUUUUGAAUUAGAUGGAAUCAAAGUAUUUACACGUUUUUGGGGAAUGUUAAUGUUUGGCACGUAUUCAGUUAUCAAUAUUGUUGUUCUACUUAAUCUAUUAAUUGCAAUGAUGAAUCAUUCUUACCAGUUAAUAUCCGAACGUGCUGAUGUUGAAUGGAAAUUUGCUAGAAGUAAAUUGUGGAUUAGUUAUUUUGAAGAGGGUGGAACUGUACCACCACCAUUUAAUAUUAUUCCAACACCAAAAAGUCUCUGGUAUAUAUUUCAAUGGGUACAUAGAAAAUUUUUUUCACAACGUAGAGCUGCUAAAAAAGAACACAUGAGAACAAUUAGAAGAAAAGCAUGUUGGGAACGUGAUUUUCGUUAUCAAAGUAUAAUGAGAAAUUUAGUUAGAAGAUAUGUGACUGUUGAGCAACGAAAAACAGAGGGUGAAGGUGUAACUGAGGAUGAUGUUAAUGAAAUAAAACAAGAUAUAAGUGCAUUUAGAUGUGAGCUGAUUGAAAUAUUAACAGCAUCUGGAAUGAAAACAACAACAAGUACAUCAACUGGUUCCGGUGAGCUCUCUGGUCCUUCCUGCAUUGUUUCCUCAAGUCGCGCAGGUCGAAAGAAAAAUCGUCAAAAAGAACGACGAUUGAUGAAGGGCUUCAAUAUUGUUCCCCAGCCAGGUGGAAGUGGAAGUUUACCACCAGUUGCUGAAUAUAAUGACAACAGAACAAGUCAUGAAUUAUCACGUAGUACAUUAAGUGGUAUAUUUGCACCAGUUACAUUAAAAAAAAAUCCACAUCAUAUUAGUACAAAUAGUGUACCAUCAAGUUGUACAAGAAUUAAUAAUACAAAUAGAAUUUGUUCAAGAAAAAAAAAAUGGGGUGCAUUAAUUGAAGCUGCUAAAGUUCGUUCAAAACUCAUUGGUAGAUCACGUUCUGAAGAUUCAAUGUAUCCACCAGCAUCUGAAGACGGUGGUUUUCGUUCAGAGGGUUCAAGUGAUUCAAAAUCAUCAAUUGAUGUACCAGGUGGUAGUCAGGAUAAUCCAACAAUACAAGAAAAUCAAAGACAAUUAAAUCCAUUAAUUCAUGGACUGGAUUUUUCUACAGCCCUGGCAGCAUUGAAAAUAAAAAGAAAAAAAUUUUCAAGCUCCAGGGCAUCAACACCAGGAAUGACAAGCGUAAAUACAACGACAACAGAGAGUGUAUCAGCCAUUCCAAUCGGAAAUACAAAUGUUGCAGCUGUUACAAUGAUGAAAAAUCAAUUGCAUCGAGCAAGCAGUGUACCAACGAGAAAUCAAGAUAUGAUAAAUCCAUUGAUACUGGGAAGACGUCACGAUACAACACAGAGUCAACAGCCAAGUUUGGACACAGGGGAAAUGACAAGUGUCAGUGAACAUAUUGAGGGUGAUGAUGGAGAAACAUCACAGAGUCAGUCAACAACGACAUCUGAUACAUUACAAACACAAACAAGUAUCACAAUGAGUGUCAAAAUAAAUGGAUCAGCAACACAACUUCAACGUCUUGCUGCAAAUGAAACACCUCGUGAUGUCAACACUGGCUGGCUCUGAGCUUAUAAAAUAUAUUGAAAAAAUAAACGAAAUUUUAAACUGCAUUCCAAUUAUUAUUCUUUGAUUAAAUUUUAAAGAACCAAAAUUAAUAUUUAUGAUAUUUUGAAAAAUAAAUAAUCAAAAUUUCAUUUACAAAAAUUAUUCAUCUUUAUUAAUGCUAAAUAAAUUAAU